GUGCCUGGCGCGCUGAAUUAUCAUAUGGUGCGCGCCUAAUACUCGCUGUAGUUCGUACACCACUGCAACUGUGAUAUAUACGUAUACACAGACGCGAGACUUGUUCUCUGUGCUGGUGAAACGCGAGCCUCCCCUCUUUCUCUCUCUCUCAAAAAACUCGGCAUCGUCAUCGAGCGUCAUUAUUAAUCCGGAGCAUAAUACUCGCGCAGCGCGUGCGAAAGCCGCUCGCGUCUCUCGCUGGUGUGUAGUAAGAGGCAUGCUUAGUCUCGUCGCUCCACAGUGAAUUUUCGUUCUGCCACACAUAUAGCUCUCCGCUUUAUACUGUAAAUAUAUCGUAUAACUUUUAUUUUUUUUUUAUGACGUGCGACAACACAAGUGCUACCGUUGUAAAACUGGCCAGACUGCUCUCACACGCACUUACUUACGCAUACACACACGUGGCCAGAAGAAAAGUCCAUCGUUGUUGUCAGAUUUGUUUAAUACAACGUGCAGCGUCGCGCGUCCAAUAAAUAAUCGAAAAAUCUAAGUCAUGUCGAGCCUCGAGGCACUGAAAGCCGAGCGAGCCGAGCUCCUGGACAAGCCGCUAUGGGACCAGAGCACCUUCAUGGGCCGCUGGAAGCACUUCGCCUGGGUCACGGAUUUUCGCACCUGCGUGGAAUCCGAAGAGGAGCUCUACAAAGCCAAGGAGCUGUGCCAUUUAUACAGAUUAGGACGCGAACCGGUGGGUACGACCAGGGAGCAGAUCAUACACGCGAAAAAAUUGUACGAGUCGUCGUUCCAUCCGGACACGGGUGAGCUACAGAAUGCCUUCGGCAGAAUGUCCUUCCAGGUGCCCGGUGGCAUGGCCAUCACCGGGGUCAUGCUGCAGUUUUACAGAACCACGACGGCUGUGGUGUUCUGGCAGUGGGUCAAUCAGUCGUUCAACGCCCUGGUCAACUACACGAAUCGCAAUGCAAACUCGCCGGUGACGACGCACCAGCUGGGCAUGGCAUACAUCAGCGCGACUUCGGCCGCCAUGCUCACCGCCAUCGGCUUCAAGAGCUUCUGGGAGAAGAGGGCCAAUCCCCUCAUGGCUAGGUAUGUGCCGUUCGCGGCCGUGGCAGCUGCUAAUUGCGUCAACAUUCCGUUGAUGAGGCAGAACGAGAUACGCGGUGGCAUCGACGUUGUCGACGAGAACGGCAACAAACUCACCAAGUCAAAGCUGGCGGCGGUGAAAGGCAUUAGUCAAGUCGUGAUAUCCAGGAUCGUCAUGUGUGCUCCGGGAAUGCUGUUGUUACCGCCCUUGAUGGAGAGCCUCGAGAAGAAAGCUUGGAUGCAGCGAAUCAAAUUUCUUCACGCACCUUUCCAAGUACUCAUGUGCGGCGUCUCAUUGACGCUUAUGGUACCGACAGCUUGCGCGCUAUUCCCUCAAAACUGUUCGAUUUCCACGAAAACCCUGCAAAAAUAUGAACCGGAAAACUAUGAAAUACUGCAGGCUAACUGCAAAGGAAGAAAAGUUCCAGAGUAUCUGUACUUUAAUAAGGGCCUAUAAACUCUAAGACUUUAUAAGAUUGUUUUUUUGAUCUAUAAAGAAAAAAGAAUAAGAGAAGCAACACAAAAGAAGCAAUGUAAAAUAAUUAUUUUUAGGAUUAUGUUAAUAGAAAUACGUAAUAUGUCUAUUUUUAUGUCACAAGACAGUGUAAAACAAUUACUAUGCUAAUGAUUUGAUAAGAAUAUGUGAGAGAGGAGAUAAAAGAGAACUGUGUAAUCACAUUUGAUAUGUGGUUUAUGUGUAGAACAAAGGUGUAAGUUACUUUCAAAUUAUAUUGUUAUUUGUUGCUCUGGUCUUCCAUUUUUUUAUGGAUGUAGACAAUAAUAAUGUUAAUAAGCAGUUGUGAUUUAAAAAUAAAUAUUGAGAAUUUCACUGCACAAUCAUAUUGUAUUUGUGCACUAAGUAACAAACAAUGCUUCAUCCUAUUUUAAUUGUUUGUUUUAAAGAUUGCUAUUAUGGCAUGAUUGUUCAGAAUUUCGUUAAUAAAAAUCUAAGUUAUUAAAAUGAUAAAA
Messenger RNA from Trichogramma pretiosum, 2043 nucleotides. It is a transcript of the gene Sfxn2, whose product is annotated as sideroflexin-2. The transcript has 9 exons. The record is from RefSeq and is a predicted model, not a curated record. NCBI's taxonomy places the organism in Eukaryota, Metazoa, Arthropoda, Insecta, Hymenoptera, Trichogrammatidae. Bases 530 to 1531 code for a protein of 333 amino acids. Gene Ontology annotation, molecular function: monoatomic ion transmembrane transporter activity. Gene Ontology annotation, cellular component: mitochondrial inner membrane. Gene Ontology annotation, biological process: serine import into mitochondrion; monoatomic ion transport.